AUGGAGGACCAAGGGUUGGGCAUGUUGGGCUCCGGCGAAAAUACCGGCGGCGGCGGAAUGAACGACGCGGUGGCCAUGGCGGUCUCCGGCGAGAUGGCCCACCAGCGGAAUAAGGCGGAGAUCGCGGUCCACCCGCUGUGGGAGCAGCUGCUGUCGGCCCACGUGGCGUGCCUGCGUGUGGCCACGCCUAUCGACCAGCUGCCGCUGAUCGACAGCCAGCUGUCUCAGUCUCACCAUGUCCUCCGCUCCUAUGCUCAGGCGGCCUCUCAUUGCUCGCUUUCCCCACAUGAAAGGCAAGAGCUUGACAACUUCUUGGGGAAUUACUUGUUAGUUUUGUGUUCAUUUAGAGAGGAACUGCAGCAACAUGUGAGAGUCCAUGCUGUUGAGGCUGUCAUGGCCUGCCGUGAAAUUGAGCACACACUACACUCUCUCACAGGUGCAACGCUUGGCGAAGCAAGUGGAGGAACAAUGUCGGAUGAUGAAGACGAGCUCCAAAUGGAUUUGUCGUUUGACCAAUCGGGAGCCGAGGGGCAUGACCUCAUGGGAUUCGGCCCUCUGCUCCCGACCGAAUCCGAGAGGUCUUUAAUGGAGCGAGUGAGACAAGAACUCAAGAUCGAGCUCAAACAGGGAUUCAAGUCAAGAAUCGAAGAUGUGAGAGAGGAAAUUCUGAGAAAAAGAAGGGCCGGGAAAUUACCAGGCGACACGACCACCGUUUUGAAAAACUGGUGGCAGCAGCACGCUAAGUGGCCUUAUCCGACUGAGGACGAUAAGGCAAGGCUGGUUGAGCAAACGGGUUUGCAGCUUAAGCAGAUAAACAAUUGGUUCAUUAACCAGAGGAAGAGGAACUGGCACGCCAACUCACAGUCGGCUUCUUCUCUAAAGUCCAAGCGCAAGAGAUAG
Striga hermonthica is the source of this 900-nucleotide messenger RNA. NCBI's taxonomy places the organism in Eukaryota, Viridiplantae, Streptophyta, Magnoliopsida, Lamiales, Orobanchaceae. The record is from the annotation of a GenBank genome assembly.